CUCCACCUGAAACCAUCGUGUCUCACGCUUUCGUGGAAACACGAGCUAUAUAAGAGCCAAUAGAGCUCGCGCCACCCAGUCAGUAUUUUGAGUUUUGUUUUCCGCACGUGAAGCGCGGUAACUUUCGUUUUCCCCACGUCGGGGUGACGUAACGCCCCCUCGCGCUCGGGUCGGGUCGGGUCGGUUGUCAGAACGGAUUCGCAACCGGCCAGCAGCGUCUCGACAGAAAUGGCCCGACGCACCGCGUCCCUCGUGCCUCGCUGGACCUCCCGGGUGUCCUCCGUGGAGCUGGACGGCGCGCCUUUCUACUUUGCGUCCCGAGAGAAGCACCGGGGCGAAGAGGCGCCGCGGCUCUUCGGAGAGGCGCGCGGCGGCCACGCGAGGCUCUACUCUCUCAUCGUCUGCAGCGGCGACAGAAUCACGCGGGCCAAGUUCCACGGAGAGCUGAGAGACAGGCUGUUGCGGGAGUUGCCCCCUGGGUGCCAUUUGUCUCCCAUGUCCUCGUUUGUGCCAGAUGUCAGGGAUUCCCUCUUGAAGGGGUACUUUUUGAGAGACAGCUCGCGGGGCUCAUCCCCGACGGAGAGACUUUUGAGGGACAUGUCACAACGGGAUCCGGUGUCAGUGUGUUCGUACUUGAAGUGUGAGGAGGGUCAACUGUGGACUCAGCGUCUGUGGUCUCCUCCUGGCAGCCCGGAAAUGUCCGAGGACUACUACGUGGUCCCCUCAGAGGCGCCAGAAUGUCACCCGUCGACGCUCAACAUCAUCAACUCCGACGUCUUCUACGGUUUCGAGGAGGCCCGUGACGUCAUAAAACAGUGCGGUGACAUCAUCCCGGAGGCCGCGUCUGUGCUGGAGCUGCUGCACAGCAGAGCGGAGGCCAGAAGUAAACCAGACUUCCCUGUUAUUGUCGUAGAGGGCCUGGAUGCCACAGGGAAGACCACUCUGACUGAGUCUCUGAGGGAUGCUCUUGGGGCGACUCUGUUACGCUCCCCUCCCCAGUGCCUGUCCCCCACGAGGGCCCGCUUUGACGGGGAGCCGCCGCUCAUCCGCAGGGCCUUCUAUGCUCUGGGGAACUACAUCACAGCCGAGCAGAUAGGCCAGGAGGGCACGAAGAAACCCGUCAUCGUUGACAGAUUCUGGCACAGCACAGCAGCGUACGCCAUCGCCACAGCGGUGAGCGGCCAAGUGUGCAACCUUCCAGCAGAGGGCUCGGAGAUUUACCGUUGGCCCGGUGACCUGCUCCAGCCGAGCCUCGUGGUCCUGCUCACCCUGGACCCCGAGGAGAGGAAGACGAGACUGAGGAACAGAGGUCAAGGAAAGACGGAAGAGGAGGAAGAGCUGGACCAAAAUCAGCUCUUUAGAAUCAAAGUGGAGACGGCUUACCAGAGGAUCACUGGCCCGGCGUUUGUCACUGUGGAUGCUAGUCCUUCUGCAGACCAAGUGCUUCAGCAAGUGCUGCGUUUAAUUAGGGCCAAAUGCCACUUGUAAACAGUUUUCCAUCUCUCCUGCUGUCAGCCAAGCAUCAAGUGGGUGCAGUACCUCCUUCCACCGCUGGGUGCCAGUAAGGUGUCGCGAAUGCACUGGCAGGAGGCGUUGUGGCCAGACUGGAGUGUGGAGAAGAGAUUUAUUUUCAGAAUGAGUAAAGGUUGAAUGGCUAGGGGCCAGGACUGCAUGCUACAAUCAGAAAUACAUAUUCAUACACACAUGCAUGCACUGAUAUUGACACACACACACACACAUAUUGUAAAGACGUGUGCACAUGCAGUCUCUGCUGUUGUGACCUCUCAGAAAUGAGUGUUGCCACACUUAUUGACUAACACUUGUAUUUGGACCAACAUGGAGGAGAUGGAUAGCAAUAUUUUUAUAAACGCCAGUGUGUUAGAUGUCAUCAAAGCCCACAAACCAACCAAAAUGUAUAUGUAGGCAUGUAUGUAAUGUAAAGUAUUUUAAAAAUAUGUUUCAAAUAAAAAAAUGGAACUAUU
Molecule: messenger RNA, 1982 nt
Organism: Pungitius pungitius (ninespine stickleback)
Lineage: Eukaryota; Metazoa; Chordata; Actinopteri; Perciformes; Gasterosteidae
Gene: cmpk2
Product: cytidine monophosphate (UMP-CMP) kinase 2, mitochondrial
Exons: 5
Coding region: 229-1488 (419 amino acids)
Biological process (GO): dUDP biosynthetic process; dTTP biosynthetic process; dTDP biosynthetic process
Cellular component (GO): mitochondrion; cytoplasm
Molecular function (GO): nucleoside diphosphate kinase activity; dTMP kinase activity
Source: RefSeq, a predicted model, not a curated record